Salvia hispanica is the source of this 585-nucleotide messenger RNA. RefSeq lists its product as uncharacterized. Lineage: Eukaryota; Viridiplantae; Streptophyta; Magnoliopsida; Lamiales; Lamiaceae. The record is from RefSeq and is a predicted model, not a curated record.
CUCCGAUCGAGACUUGCUAGUGGCAUAGUUUGGCGGUAUCUAUUCUCCAAACUUAUUGCUGCAUUUAAGUUAACACGCAGUUUGGCAGCAAAGGCUUUUCAAACUUCUCUGCCACUUUGUAAGGAAACUUUCUUCUCUGCUGCUAUGGAGGAUCAUCUGGUCCUUCGAUAUCAGAAGCUGAUGACAGAAAGUUCAAGUAAGCCACUUUUUGAUCUGCGGAAGCUCAACGCAUCACUUCCUGUUCCUCCCGUGAAAGAUCAUUCCAUGAAGAUCCUUGCCUUGGGAGCAAAUGAUGAUUUCAUAGUGGAUGCAGAGGGACUUAGAGAAACAGGUAGGUUUUAUGGAGUGUCACCUGUUUGUGUGGAAGGGGUUGCACAUGACAUGAUGUUGGAUUACUCAUGGGAGAAAGGUGCGCAUGUAAUUCAAUCUUGGCUCAAUGCUUUGGACACAUAAGCAGCCUGAAUCAAUUAUGUUUCUAGAAUACUUCUGAUACGAUCAUGUCUCUUAUGAUCUUCCAAUUGUUUUAGUUUACCUUUAUUACUUGAUACGAUCAUAUCUCCAAUUAUUUAGUUAUAUUUUGAUUCA